ACCCAGACCCGCCCAUCAAAUGUCAUUCGUCACGGACGCGGACGCAAAUGCAAAUCACAUCCCUCACUCCAUCUGAUCGCCUGGGAUUCUCGCUGGCCGUCCCAUACACAUUUCCUGCCGCAGACACCUGCAUCCAGCGCUGCUCCGAGCUGGAUCUCCAGUGGCCACUGCCGCUGCGCCUUGCCAAAAACACACAGCCUCUAGAUCCAUCUUGCUUCAGCAGUCACAGCCUUCACCUGCUCGACCUAUCCCGCCAGCAUACAACCUCGUCGAUUGACAAUGGACGGCCACUCGAAACGCAAGGCCGAAGAUGAUGGGCGAGAGCUCUUGCCUCACCUGGAGGACUUCCAAGCGAUUGUCGAAACGCUCAAGGCCGAAAUGUCGUCGCUGAGCCAUUGCUAUGAGCAGCACCCGAUCGGACUGCCCGUUCCCCCGGCCGGUCUCCACAACAACACCGUCAACCUGCUCAAUAAGAUCAGCCUGAGCUUUGCCGAUCUCUUGCAGAUCUCCCGAGCAACAGUGGUGCACACCAAGUCCACCAAGGACCAAACCAGCAAAAUCAAGCAGAACCUCGACCGCUCCCAGAUCUCGCUCCAGAACCUGAAUUAUGAGCGGCUCCAUCUGAAGCGACAGAUCGAGCUCUGCCAGGAUGGGAGCAACAUCUAUCAGGACAUCGACUUGAUUUCGGAGAGCGAGUUCCAGUCGCUCUCAAAGGACAGCGACGCUGGCCUCGAUCCUCACGCGAGGAUGCUGGCGCGGCUACAGAUGGAGCUCGCUGAGCGGAUCAGACUGUCGGAGGAAGAGAAGCGACUGAUCGAGGUCCGCGAUGCCCUUGCCAAAGAGAGUGCCGCCAAGGCUACCGAACUGGACCAGAUCGACCGGGAUCUCGAAAGCGUGGUCAAGUCGACUCUGCCCCUCCAGGAGAAGCUGGGCGUGGAAGUGUCCACGGCCCGCAAGAACAACCAAACGGCACGCUGUCUGCCGAGCCCGCUCUUGUCGCUCUACAAGCAUUUGAUUGGAUACAGCGAGUCAUAUCCCAACACAGUCGAGAUCCUGGUUGUCGGGGACGAGGCCAGUGCAUUGGAAUUGAUCAACGGUCACUCGACGAGCGAAUCCCCCGCGCUGCCCACACCCUCGAAAUCUUCGAAUGACAUGGACACGGACGGGCCCGGGGCGGGUGACGACGUUGGUGGCGACGAGGUUGUGGGCGUCAAGCGUGUAGCUGCCGAACAGGAGCGAUUCUACGAGGCGCAUCCGAUGUCGGUUCAGGUGGCGGUACUAUCGGCGCAUGAGCCCAAAUCGAUCCUCACGACCUUGGAGUUUGUCUACCUGAUGCAUUUGGAUCUUGUCGUUGUUCGAUCCGGCUGCCCCGAAACGCACGGAUCUGCCUCGCACUUGCUUCCGAUCGACCAAUGUCUUCUCAGCGGACUCCUCGACCAGGACGAUGGUGAAUUCGUCAUCAAGACUUCACACCGGCUGAUCGAAGCUGGGGUCCGAUUUGACUCCGUGAAGGCGCGUGGACAUGCCUACGAAUGGUGCCAGAGCCUGUGCGGUUACUCACAUCACGCCAGGCGACCAAUAUACUUCCGAAGGAUCCUCGAGCUCAUCCUGGCUCGAUGGACCGAUCUCCGGCAGCUGGAGGAGCAGCUCGCCGAGUUUGUCGGGCACGACGGAUACGAAACGAGCGGCAAUCAAGGCUCUGCAGGCCCCAUUCAUCGGUUUGAACUUGGGGAUCUCGACAUGCGGAAGUGGCAGGAGGCCGAGCCCAACAGCCGCCGAUGCGCCAAGAGCUUCACGUUCCUGAUCGCACGCCGAUCCAAGGGAAGCAACGGCUCCCAAGGAGGGCGCACUGUGCAGUGCCGAAUCGAUAUCCCCCGGAGUUAUCCGGUCAGUUCGCCGGUAUUCCAGCUGAGCGACGAUGACCAAGAUGCAAGCCCAGAUAGAACCGAGCGGCUCAAGGAUAUCGAGGCUCAAGUCAACCAAGAGACAAAGGAGACUCAUGGCGAGUCGCUGACGAACGCGAGCACCUUGUGGGCACAGCUGAGCCGGCUGGAGCGCUGCCUGGAGGAGCACUAUUUUGGCACGGCAUGAUCAGCCUUCCGCAACCAUCACCGACACCUGCGAUCGCGCUGCAUGGCGACACGGGUUCUGGACGGAUAGGACGUUUCAGCGCAUCCAAAUCGAAACAGGACGCCCUGUUUUGAACCGAGUGCGACCCCCCCUCUCUGGGUCCUGAAUACAUCUCAACUGCGAUGCCA
Messenger RNA from Polychytrium aggregatum, 2258 nucleotides. Its product is annotated as Fms-interacting protein-domain-containing protein. Lineage: Eukaryota; Fungi; Chytridiomycota; Chytridiomycetes; Polychytriales. The transcript has 8 exons. Gene Ontology annotation, cellular component: THO complex part of transcription export complex. Gene Ontology annotation, biological process: mRNA export from nucleus; positive regulation of DNA-templated transcription, elongation. The record is from RefSeq and is a predicted model, not a curated record. The coding region runs from base 280 to 2091 and encodes 603 amino acids. Gene Ontology annotation, molecular function: mRNA binding.